This is a messenger RNA of Paramuricea clavata, 5428 nucleotides long. NCBI's taxonomy places the organism in Eukaryota, Metazoa, Cnidaria, Anthozoa, Malacalcyonacea, Plexauridae. The record is from the annotation of a GenBank genome assembly.
GCACAUGUAAAUAAAUAAUUUUUUAUGGACUAUUCGAAUUUAUAUAAGGACUAUACUAUAUAAACUUUUCGGUAAGAUAUUUUAAUAUUUCUUUUUUUUUACUGUGAAAUAAUUAGUCAAAUUACAGAUUUAAUUACAGACAAGAGAUCUAGACCUUCGUUUAAUAUUUGUGGUACGUAGCAUUAUGUAUUAAAGAUAUGUAUAAUAGGUCAUAUAAAUAGUCUAUGAUUAUUAUGAUUGUAGAAUCACGUACUGAACGAGGAACAAAAUUGCUUGUACAGUAUAAUCUGAAUUUGCUUGGGUAAAUUGCCUUUUGAUAAAAGUUAAAAAUAAUUCAAAACAAUGAGUGGAAAAACAGUAAGAUUUUCAAACGAAGCAACUGCUUUUUACAACGAAAAUGAAAAGGCUGCAAUAUUCUUAUUCAAGUUUAUAAUAACUACGCUGAAUCGUAACUAGAUGGAAGUACCGGUGGAAGAGGAAUAUUUUUUUCCCUAUUAAUAUUUUUUCCCUGCUAUCCCUGCCAUCAAUAUUUUUAUUACCACUUCAAAUAUUCAUACUUCUACCGUCAAUAUUCAUAUUCACACUACUUCAAAACCAAGUAUUCAAUAUUUAUCUUUCACCCCGACCACCUGCAAUAAUUUGAAAACCUUUAGAGCAUAUUUAAUUAAAAUAUCUAUAUUCUAAUUGAAUGCAUUAGAAAUAUACAAAUGUAUGAGGAGACGAAAAUUCUUACACUGGGCAGUUCAGUUGUAUUUGGUCUUGGCCUUCUGUGGUUUGCAUAUAAAUGUUUCUAUCACAAGAAGCUGGGCAAGAGAGGUGUAGUCAAGUCAUUGUAUCUCUAUCCGGUCAAGUCUUGUGCAGGUAUCAAAUUGGAUCAAGUCAAGAUUGAAGAAGUUGGUCCAUUGCUGGAUAGGUAAGAUCACGGUUAAUAGACCUAGACUCUAAUAAUUAAGUUAAUAGACUCUAGGUCUAUUAACCGUUGAAUUACUGUGUUGUAAUACAAAUUAGAUAUUUGCCUGUUAUGAAUAUCACAUGGCUAAAUUGUGAGAAGAUAGUGCUAAGUGGUCAGCUUAGUCACUAAAGGCAUUGUCACAUGGCCUCGUGGCAGACUACUGCAGCAGCCUAAUUAAUGUACUACACACUUUCCACUAUGGCCUGUUGCAUCUAACCAAGUUUGUGUUCAUUUUGGUCAUUAGCUACUAUGCAGCUGAAGUUUUACAGUUCAUCUGCAACAAAACCCUGAGCACUACAUUAAUGAUUAAUAUAUGAAAUAUGCAGAUAAUUUAUCUAGUUCCCUGGUGAAUUGGCUGUUUGCCCACAUUUAUACACAGACAAAUUAUCAUAUGAAAUUUACCCUUUGCCAUGCAAGAUCAUUCAUGAUAUCCCUCAAUUUAAUGCCUUUCUGAAUGUUGUCUCUGAUGUUAUUUUAAUUAGGACGUGGGUGUUGAUGAACUCAAAAGGCAUUUACCAAAACCAGAUUUCCAUACCCAAGCUUGCUUUGGUGCGGCCCUCUUUUGAAGAUGGAAGAUAUUUAUGUCUGGAUGCACCUGGUAUGCCAACACUCAAGUUAGAUAUUUAUAUGGAGGAGGAAGACACCAGAGAGAGAGUGAUGCUUAAGUAUGUGAUUGGAGAGAUGAUCAAUAUUAUUGAUUAUCAUGAUCAUCAAUGAUAUUGAUCACUCUAAUCAUUGAUAAUAAUCAAUUAUAUAUAUAUUGAUUAUCAUAUUCAUUGAUAAUCAUCAAUGCUAUUUAUUGAUUGUAAUGGUAAUCAAUGAUGUUUAUGGAUUAUCAUAUAGCCAUCAAUAUUUUUUUGUUAUAAUCCUCAUCAAUUAUAUAUUAAUUGUUAUAAUGAUCAAUGAUAUUUAUUGUUAGUGCUAUUUGUCAGCUAUCAUAAUCAAGAAUAUUAUUAAUUGUCAUAAUCGUCAGUGACAUAUAUUGGUUCAUAUUUGACUGUCUUUAGUACACUAUUAAAUAUCCCAGUGGUGCUCUGCUGUAUUAUAAUUUGGAGUGUUGAAUUGGUAAAUUUAAACUAAUUUAUUUAAACUGGAUAGAUCUAGUUCUAAAAUGUUCUCCCUGGAGGCCUUAUAGAGAGGUCCAUCCUUUAAUCUGUUGUUAUAACAGUAGGAAAAUGGAGUACCUGAAGGAACCUGUGGUGUUUGGUGGAGUUAAAUGUGAAGAAUGCUUCUCAAAUGCAAACUCUCUAGAUACCUUUACUUUUCUUUAAGCUUAUUUUCAACAAGUGGUGAAGGUUUAGACUGUGGAGACGAGGCAGCUGAGUGGUUUGACAAGUUUCUUCGAAAAAGUGGACUAAGAUUAUACAAUGGACAAAACAAAAACUUGACACGUAGAGGACUGGAUCCCGUCUGGCAGGAUGCGACCAAGGAUGGUGAUAGGGUCAGUCAUUGGAAUCUAUAGUUCAACUUUACUCAGUAUUGUUGGUCAGAGUAAAUAAAUAAAGUUAGUAGCUUAUAAGUUUAGAUUUUCUCCAGUUAUGACAGUGAACCAACCCUAACCAAAACCUUGCUGAAGAUAAUUAGAAAAGGGGUGGGGUGGGGUCAGAUUUUAAAAAGUGUCGACCUGUGCCCAAGAAAAUUUUUUAAAAGUUUUGAAAAAGUGAAUAUAAAAAUGAUUUGCGAGAAACAUAUUUUAAAUUAAACACAACGUCAAUUUUUUUUCAUCCGCAUUGACAAUUUCCAAUUUUGCAUCAUCAGAGUCCAAACGCAAGCGUCUCGAUUUAGUAUGUAGCAUUUGAGGCUAAGGACAGAAAAGUACUGGAAUGCGGAUCCAAGAAUUUUUCCAAAAUGUUCGGAAAAAGUAUAUAAUACCGAAAUGAUCAGCGUAUGGAGAAAUAUGUUUUGGACAUGUACACUACUUGGUUGACAUAGAGGUGAUACCGACCAUAGAAGUGACAGACAUAUAAUCCUGUAAGAAAAAAAUAGAAUGUAUCCAGACUUCUGGUUUCUUCCUGCAAUACACUGGACCAAUAAGAGCUGGGUGGACCUUACUAGACCUCUAGAGAGAACAAGUAAUACUGGAACUAACAGUAGAAAAAAUUUUGUUUAGUUUAGAUUUUCUCUUGCAAUAACACUGGAAUUUUAUCUUCUUAUAUGUAAAACAUAUAUUACAGGUUAUUUAUUCAAAUUUCGCGCCUAUAUUAUUAACAUCGGAAGAUUCUUUAACUGCACUCAACGAGGAGUUGAGUAACAGUCCAGUAGAUAUGAGAUCAUUUCGCCCAAGUAUAGUUGUCCAGGGUGGUGACGCGUUUGAAGAAGAUGCGUGGAAGACUGUCACCAUUGGCGAUGUUACUUUAAGAAAAUUCAGAAAUUGCUCUAGGUACAUUGAGUAAUUAUUCACUUCAAAUUAAUAAAACUAUCCAAACCACCUAAUUUUUACUUCUACUUUUUUUACUUAAUUCGCUUUCUGCUCCAGAUCUUCACAUCAAUUCUGCUCUCCUUCCUCCACUCUAAGCUUUCAAACAACUGAAAGUUAUUUUUCCUCAACCUGGUCUGUUUUAUGUAGUCUGGUUAUUUUCUAAAACGACGAACUAUUUCGUAAAACUGAUUUAGUUAUUUUCCUGUUUUUCCAUGUUAAAUCUUGAAGAAUGAAAGUAGUGAUAGGGAUAUAUUAUGAUUUGGUUAAUUUUGUUGCCCGUAUUACUUCACCUUAAGACUCCUUAACAGGGACGCCGGAACGAUGUGAAGGCAAAGGGGGGGGGUUUUCGUGAAAGGGCACUUUUGAAUUGAUAUAUACUAAGAGAUGUUUGCAAAACAUCGGGAGUUGAACUUCGCCUAAUCAUGUUUUCUAUUUAUUGGAUGAUAGGGGUGUUCUCCGCCAGGCGAUUGCGCUAUUCUUGAAGCUCGAUGACUGCAUUUCUUGCGUUUUCUGAAGCAAAUUCGUAAAAUUUCUGACAAUUCGCUAUUUCGCCAAGGCAAUCCUUUAAGUUGAAAUGGGCACCUUUGCCCCUCCUGGUAAAGGACUACGGGAGCGGCUGCCCCUCCCCCCCCCCCAGUUCCGGCGUCCCUGCUCCUUAGACUUUGCCCACAGCCACCUACUUCAUCAACACAGCCACCUACUCAGCAUAAUUUUGAAAGCUCUGCUCAGACCUGUCUUACAGCCUGUCUUCCUCAUUGUUCACAAUAUCAGCGCUAUACAACGCGCUAUACAACAUCACUGACCUGACAACAAUUUGUCCAAGGUAUAUCAUUUCUGUUUAGAUGCCCAUUGAUAACAGUGGAUCCUGAUGCUGGCGUCAUGAAAAAGAAUGGAGAACCACUUGCAACACUGAGGAGGUUGUUUAUGUUACAGUACUUUUCAAUUAUUCAGUGCGCUUUACGAAAGUCUGGCAUUAGGCAGAAUAAAAGUCCAUUUCGUAUUAGACGAAGUUUCUAUCUUAGUCCGUCUGGGUGGUUCGACUUGUGUUUUCAACUGCACACGUAAAAACGUGCAAGUCGUUGCAGAUCUGCAAACAGAGCUGCAAGCUGACAUCGGGAUGUGUUCGCACUGCUUGUUCCCAGUUGUUGUGACAAGUCUGGAACAAGUUGUUAUCACCUUGUUGCAAGGUUGUUGCUACAAGUUCUUGCAACAAGACUAAUACAGGUUGUUCGUAACAAGUUGCUACGAGCUUGUUGUUGUCAACUUGUUAACAACUUGUUACGUGCAGACAAUAUCAGACUGUUGGAACAACUUGUUGCGAGUCUGUUGGCCUCAUCAACCUUGUUACAAGAUGAUAUCAACUUGUUCCAGACUUGUCAACAACUGGGAACAAGCAGUGCGACAUCUUCUUGACAAGCUGGGAGAUUUUUACGCAACUAAGACGGAAUAUAAACCGUCUCUAGUAUACAUCAGACCAUAAAAAUUGUCGGUUGUUAGACAGGAUUAAGAUUCAAAAUGUACAUUACUCCUUAAUGUCACCAUCGUGGUUUACAAUUGAUACAAAUAGCUCAACAUCUUUCUGUAAUUAUUUUUUUAGAAUACGUACAGGUGUAAAGGAUGUCGAUAAAAGAUUGACUAAGAAACCUUUAUUUGGAGUGUUUUUUAUUGCGGAUCAGCCUGGGGUAGUUCAUGUUGGAGACGAUGUGAAUGUUCUGGCAUGAAUAAUGUUUAUACGGAAAAUUAUGUACGUUGUAGUACCAAGUUCUUCAAUAUAUUGGGGAAAUUAGGGGUAUGAAUCUUGGAUGGAGCAUGCUUGGUUUAUCAUGCUUACUUUAUGGGAGAAUUUUGAAAAAUCGUGUAUGCUUAUCUGAGAUUAUGAAGUGUUCAAAGGUCUUCAUUGAACAUCAUUUUUUGGUGCAUGUUUAUGUAUUAUAUACCAUGUGGGGUUGGGGCAAUAUAUUCUAACGAAUUGAAAUAUUUAAAUAAAUCUUUUUUAUCCUGUAUAUUACAGUAUGUAGCAACAGCAUUUUGAAAUAAACUAUUUUAUACAAUGUACC